Molecule: messenger RNA, 806 nt
Organism: Chara braunii
Lineage: Eukaryota; Viridiplantae; Streptophyta; Charophyceae; Charales; Characeae
Source: the annotation of a GenBank genome assembly
CGCGAUGCGCCCGUCUUCACGAACGAGGACGUUCGAGACGUCAGCAGCGCGGAGCGCAGCGAUGGCGGCGAUGGAUCCGAAGAAGAAGAUGAAGAAGAAAACGAAGAAGAAGAUGAAGAAGAAAAUGAAGAAGAAGAAGAAGAAGAAGAUGAAGAAGGGAGAAAGGAAGAAGAAGAAGAAGAGGGGAGCUGCUGCUGCACCUCCGAGGAAAAGAAGAGAUCACGAGAUCGAGCCCGAGCCGUCCAAUCAGAUGGAUCGUACGGAGGCUGCUGCUGUGUGAGGUGGCGCGAGUUGACCCGGAUAUGGCGGCGUGAACCUGGACCAAAAAGCCGGGAAGGUUCGGAGACGAUCGCUGCUCCGGUGACUGGUAGCCAGCUUUUCGGUUCUGGAGGAGACGCUAGGCUUUUUGUUAGACAACUUAGCAGACAAGAAGGUUCGGAAGCAGGUUGGGGUCGGGGUCGGGGUCGGGAUCGGGGUCGAGGUCGAGGUCGGGAUCCGGACACAGCGGGAAAUCGCGCAAUGCUGGUGGCGAAGCGAGCGAUGGCGGGAAUUCGACGUCCGUCCGCGCCGAAAAGCGCACUCGGCGCGCAGUGGCCGUCGCCGUGGACGCCGUGCAAGUGGCGUUGAAGCUGAAAAGCCCUACAUGGACAACGACUAAGUGAGGAGAAGGAUAUGGAAAGCAACCUCGGGGUACUCAUCGAUCAAUAUAAAUAUUUUUAAAUCUUAAAAAAAAAAAAAAUCAAGGGGAAAAGAAAUGAGAGAAGAGUUUCCCAAAAAAAAAAAAAAAAAAAAAAAAAAAAAAAAAA